This is a messenger RNA of Thamnophis elegans (Western terrestrial garter snake), 681 nucleotides long. It is a transcript of the gene TNNI2, whose product is annotated as troponin I2, fast skeletal type. NCBI's taxonomy places the organism in Eukaryota, Metazoa, Chordata, Lepidosauria, Squamata, Natricidae. Gene Ontology annotation, biological process: muscle contraction. The record is from RefSeq and is a predicted model, not a curated record. Gene Ontology annotation, cellular component: troponin complex.
UCCAGAUUGCUGCUACUGAGCUUGAAAAGAAGCUGUAGCUAAGAAGAAGAAAAAGCCAAUUAUCUUGCAGAACACUGUCCACCUCUGCACAUGCCAAGUUCCAUGCAAGAACUGCAGGAAUUUGUCAAAAAACUUCAUACUAAGGUAGAAGAGGUUGAUGAGGAAAGAUACGACACAGAAGUUAAAUUACAGAAAACUACCAAAGAGCUUGAAGAUUUGAGCCAGAAACUGUUUGACCUGAGGGGCAAAUUCAAGAGGCCACCCCUGCGUAGAGUCCGCAUGUCUGCUGACGCUAUGCUGAGAGCCCUUCUGGGUUCCAACAAAGUCUGCAUGGAUCUUAGAGCUAAUCUGAAGCAAGUCAAGAAAGAAGACUCUGAAAAGGAGAAGGACCUACGUGAUGUGGGUGACUGGAGGAAAAACAUUGAGGAAAAGUCUGGAAUGGAGGGCAGGAAGAAGAUGUUUGAAGGUGGCGAGUAAUAAGAUCUGCUCAACUCUAAUCCAGUUCUAAUACCUAUCCAAAUCUUCUGCAAACCUUUACAGCGCUGUUUUUGGGAUGACUUUCCUCAUGCCACAGUUGCAUUCAUAGUGCAGCCCACCAUACAGAACCUACCUGCUGCCUGAUCCCUUUUUAUUUCUGGGUACUAGUUGAUGAGAUCCUUUAAAUACAUAGUACAACAAAGG